AUGGGAGCAGAGCGCAUGGGCUUUCCGCCCAGGUUCAUGGGCAUCUCGUUACGGAGCCUGACUUUGGGUCUUUUGACAAUUCAAUUUUCGGCCUUCAUUCUUAUACUUCAUUACUCUCGCGUGAUGCCGGCACCGGACGGACACCGAUACCUUCCCUCGACAGCCAUCUUCCUUGUCGAACUAGUCAAACUAAUGGUAUCUCUGACCAUAUCCUUAUACGAGAUUUCUCUCACGGCCCCUCGAUCCAUGCCCGCAACCUCUCUUCUCGGCGCAUUGGCAAAUGCUAUCUUCUCUGGAGAUAGCUGGAAAAUGGCUGUUCCGGCUGGUCUGUACACUUUGUCGAAUAGCCUGCAGUAUGUCGGCAUCUCCAACCUCGACGCUGCCACUUUCCACGUCGUGUAUCAAUUCAAGAUCUUCGUCACAGCCAUCUUCAGCGUUGUGCUCCUGCGGAGCAGGAUAUCUGCCCGGCAAUGGAUAUCCCUGGUCCUACUCAUGGUCGGCGUUGCGAUCGUCUCAUUGCCCCAAGGCUCCGCUUCCUCUCUGGUGUCGAGCCACCAUGCUCGAGUCCACGUCCCCCGCUCGGCCAAUGCCUUACGCGAGCACUUCGGGAUGGCGGAUUCUGGUUCUCACCUCAGAAAGAGAUCGGCUACAUAUGAAGGCAUCGCGGAAGACGAAUUAGCCCUAGACACCCCUCCAUUGGAUGCGUCGGCAGGAAUUCUCGCGGUCCUCGGCGUGUGCAUCUUCUCGGGGCUUGCAGGUGUCUAUUUUGAGAAAGUCAUCAAAGAGUCCCCCAAGGUCACAUCUCUUUGGAUCCGAAACGUGCAGUUAUCGACUUAUUCUCUCUUUCCGGCAUUUUUCAUCGGGGUCAUAUUCCUUGACGGCGAAACCCUAGCCAAGUAUGGCUUCUUUGCCGGGUAUAACUGGAUUGUCGUUUUGUCAAUUAUCGUCCAAACCUUUGGCGCCAUUCUUGCAGCAUUCUGCAUUUUCUAUGCAGAUAACAUAUCGAAAAACUUUGCGGUCAGCAUCAGUAUGGUACUGAGCAGCCUAGCAAGUUUUGUGUUCUUCGAUUUUUCCAUAACAAGACAUUUUCUUGUCGGGGCGUCUGUCGUCCUGGUGGCGACAUGGCUGUACAACACCGAAGAAGCCCGUGCUCAACAAACCCCUGCAAUCAAGAUAUACACCGAUGAGAAGACAUUUCAUAAUGGUGCAACGGAAGCGAACGACAUGUCUAUUCAAAUUCCCAAAACGCCCCUAGGCCACGGCGAGACAGCGGUUGCCACAUCGCGACCGGGCUCUCCAAGUCACAAGAAACGGAAGAACGAGUCCGUGGGCUAUUUCAUAAAGCAACAUGAGUGA
This is a messenger RNA of Capronia epimyces CBS 606.96, 1356 nucleotides long. RefSeq lists its product as uncharacterized. Bases 1 to 1356 code for a protein of 451 amino acids. Gene Ontology annotation, biological process: pyrimidine nucleotide-sugar transmembrane transport. Gene Ontology annotation, molecular function: UDP-galactose transmembrane transporter activity. The transcript has 4 exons. Gene Ontology annotation, cellular component: Golgi membrane. Lineage: Eukaryota; Fungi; Ascomycota; Eurotiomycetes; Chaetothyriales; Herpotrichiellaceae. The record is from RefSeq and is a predicted model, not a curated record.